Messenger RNA from Impatiens glandulifera, 3196 nucleotides. Its product is annotated as B3 domain-containing protein Os07g0563300-like. Gene Ontology annotation, molecular function: DNA binding; zinc ion binding. The transcript is spliced from 13 exons. The coding region runs from base 359 to 2863 and encodes 834 amino acids. The record is from RefSeq and is a predicted model, not a curated record. Lineage: Eukaryota; Viridiplantae; Streptophyta; Magnoliopsida; Ericales; Balsaminaceae.
GGCAUAAGAGAGAGAGAGAGAGAGAGAGAGAGAGGGGGGAGGGGAGGAGAGAAACGAAGAAGCCAUAACUAGGCGACCAAGACUCUGACUGUAAGCGACCCGGUUUCAAAACCUCACGUAUAUACAAAACUUUUCCUAUAUACUUACGUACAUGCUUAAAGAUUACUGCUUGUUUGCUUGUUUGCCAAUUUCUUUCUCACGCCUCCUCUCUGAUUCCUUCAUCUCUCUCGCUACUGGAUCGAAACUGACGAACUCAACCUGAACCCAUUGAUACCCUUUAUCUCCCUACCUUCUACCUAGGUUUGAUUGUGGUUUCAGAUUAGAAUUCACGGUUGCAAAAUCUAGCUGACGGGUCUCGAUGACAUCGACUUCUCCGACGAAGAUUUGUUUCAAUUCGAGCUGCAAGGAACCUUUGUCGCAGUCGAGGAGAGGCUGGCGCCGUCGAACAGGAGAGUUUGCGGAACUAUGUCAACGAUGCAAUUGUGCUUACGAGGAAGGAAAAUUCUGUGAGACAUUCCAUUUAAGUGAUUCAGGCUGGAGGUCUUGCGAGUCUUGUGGGAAGAAAAUACAUUGUGGAUGCAUAGUGUCCUUCCAUUUGUUCGUUCUCUUGGAUGCUGGAGGAAUUGAGUGCAUGUUAUGCGCAAGGAAAAGUUUUGUUUUGACACCUAAUCCUGCAUGGCCACCACCCUCUUCUCUCUUCCUUCCUGUACAAUCUGAGAGAAAUAAAGACAUCUCCAUUAAGAAUCAGUUAGCUGGAUCAAGUACACUGCCAUGGAGUCAAGCACCCAAUUUAUUCAGCUACACUACACAAUCUGGAACACAUCAACCAGUAAUUUCGGAAGUUGAUGCACAAACUAGCAUAGCCAGAUCACAUAUUACAAAUGAGCUACUUACUGCUGCUUCUUUAGACAAGAGACCGACUGAUAAGCUAUCGAAUGGAAGUCUGAAGUUUUUUGCAGGUGAUAUGUAUGAAAAGGGGAAAAUUGGGGCCAGUACGGGAGAGCAACACUGUUCAAACAUAAAUGUCUUUCAGAAGUUGUCUUUGAUAAAUAGUGAGAAAUCUGCCUUUAAAUUUGGUUCAUCUGCCUCAAAAAAUGAAUCAAAUGGCCAAACAAAGAUUUCCCAAAAUCAUUUACCACAAACAAAGGCUCUGGUAAAAAAAGAAUUUGGACAUUGUGGAGUUGACCACCCUUCUGGUGAAACUCAGGGACGAGAUGGAAGGGCAAGAGCAGAUGCUCGUUCAAAGAAUCAACUACUUUCGCGAUAUUUGCCCAGGAUAACUGAUCAAGAGUUGCAGCAAAUCUCUGGAGAUCCGAACGCUGUGAUUACUCCUUUGUUCGAGAAAAUGUUAAGUGCUAGUGAUGCUGGACGAAUUGGAAGGUUGGUUCUGCCUAAAAGGUGUGCUGAGGCCUACUUUCCACCAAUUUCUCAGCCAGAAGGCUUGCCAAUCAAAGUCCAAGACGUGAAAGGGAAUGAUUGGGUAUUUCAGUAUCGAUUUUGGCCGAAUAAUAACAGCAGAAUGUAUGUUCUAGAAGGUGUUACUCCCUGUAUACAGUCAAUGCAAUUGCAAGCUGGUGAUAUAGUUACUUUCAGUCAGAUAGAGCCCGAAGGGAAAUUAGUUAUGGGCUUCAGAAAGGCUUCAACUGCCCCUUCAUCUGAUGAUGGUACUAGUGGAGUUUUCGCUAAUCAGGAUUCUAAAAAAUCUAAGACUGGGGAAGCUGUUUCAACAUUACCUGAUCAAUCUUCAAGUAAACAAGCUAACACUAAAUAUCAAGCAAGUGGAGGUUUAAAAGAUGAUAAAUGUGAUAAGUCUUCUUCUUUCUCUAAGAAGAAACUCAGUAGUUCAGGUUCAAAAAACAAACGUUUACGUGUAGAAACUGAGAACAUGGUUGAGCUGAAGCUUACACAGGAUGAAGCUCAACUGCUGCUUCGUCCACCUCCAAACAGUGUCCCUGCAGUUGUGGUUGUUGAAGGAUUUAUGUUUGAAGAAUACAAGCAGGAACCGCCAAUCAUUGGGAGGCCUACAAUAUUUGCAAUGGACAAAGCCGGUGAAAAGGUCCAAUGGGCCGAAUGCGAAGAUUGCUUCAAGUGGCGUAAGAUUUCCGCCAGCUCAGUCUUACCUUCUAGAUGGACUUGUUCUAAGAACUCUUGUGAUCCAAGAAGAUCUUCAUGUUCAUCAGCUCAAGAAUUGACAACAGAAGAGCUCGAGGAUCUGUUGCAGAAGCAGCUGCGAGAUAAUGGAGAAUGUUCUAAGAAAAUGAAGCAAGUGAAAGAACAAGACACUAAUCCAGAUUUGGAAGGACUCGAUGCACUUGCGAACCUAGCAUUAAUACAGGAAGAUACAUCAGCGCUGACAUCAUCCCAGGUCACGACUAGGCAUCCACGUCAUCGAGCAGGCUGCACUUGUAUCGUGUGCAUUCAGCCACCCAGUGGAAAAGGUCCCAAACACAAGCCAACAUGUUCAUGUAAUGUUUGCUCAACCGUCAAACGUCGGUUUCAAACAUUAAUGGAGAGGCGAGUGAAAAGUAAAUCAGAGAAAGGUUCUGAAAUCGUUUCUCGUUCGAGUAGUACUAGCCCAAAAUCAAAUGGUAAAAAACUAGGGAAGGACGAGGAUUUGGUCAGUGGAGGAGGAGGAGGAGUGGUGAGAUGUUCUCUUUCUCCAUUUAAAGGGCAGAUUGAUCUGAACAUGCAGCCAGAGAGAGAUGAAGAGUCUUCUUCACCCAAUUCAGAUUACGACAGUAAAACUAAACUCGUCGACAUGAAACUGAACUCAAUUUCGAACCAUGUUACUAACAGGGAUGCCAUUGAUUCUCCGGUUCUGGCCUUAAAAGCAUCAGCCUCUUCUGCUGUAAUUGAGAGAUGAAAAAACACAUACUUUUAUCUCUUAUCACAUUUAUUGUUCUUGGCUGAUGUCAUGACAAAUUCUCGCUGCUGACUCGAGUUGGAGAUUUGUGGCUGCUGGAUUGCGGCUAUAUGAGUUGAAAGUGGGGUUUGAUUGCGCCAUUUUGUUUAGCCGCUCGCCUGUGAAUAUAUAUCUGUGAAAUAGAGAGCAAAAUGUUGAAUAGCCAAAAAUUCUUUCAGUUUUCUCAAUUGUUCUUACUUAGCCACCCUAGUGUAGACAUCAAAAUAAAGUACUUUUAUUUUCUGAUACUUUGCAUGGUUUUUAUUACUUGUUUAGGGUGAACUAUAAUUUCAG